AUGUCCACUACAUUUCACCUUUUUCCGUUAUUGCCGCCUGAAAUUCGACACUACAUCUGGCACCUCUCCCUCACCCAUGCUCGAGUGAUUCGUAUCUCGUGCGACCGGGGUAUCCUUCCCACGUCGCGGCGAUAUGCUCGCUGCUUUCGUGCUGACUACCCCAAUCCACCUCAGCUACAAGUGAAUACGGAGGCCCGUCAUGUGGCGCUGCGGUUGUAUGCCCCUUACUUUCGGACGAAACACAAGCCUCAUAGCUGCAUCUAUUUAAGCCCAGACCAGGAUGUUGUGCAUCUGCACGAGGCAGUGUUAGCAUACCUCAGCUCGGUGGAGAAAGCGGCCCUCCAACGGCUGAUGAUCGACGUUCACGACUAUGGUUCCUUUGGCUCCUAUUGGAUGGAUAGCUUGUGUGGCAUGGAGCAAUUGAAGGAAAUUGUGCUGGUAGUGUUGCCAGGCGCCUUGUCUCCAUAUGGAGUAUAUGAUCAGUUACCCGUGGAAGACAGUGAGAUUGUUUGGUUGCUGAAGGCUGCCUUCGUUGAGGGUGCCCGGACAAGCCCGGGGUGGGCGAUGCCGCGCGUCAAAGUCAUAUCGCAUGAAGGAGCAGCGAUGGGGGAUAUCGUUGUGACAGCGGAUGAUCUGGAGAUCAAUUGA
This is a messenger RNA of Aspergillus oryzae RIB40, 648 nucleotides long. Its product is annotated as 2EXR domain-containing protein. The transcript has a single exon. The coding region runs from base 1 to 648 and encodes 215 amino acids. Lineage: Eukaryota; Fungi; Ascomycota; Eurotiomycetes; Eurotiales; Aspergillaceae. The record is from RefSeq and is a predicted model, not a curated record.